CCCACAGGGAGACAAUUAACCGAAAAGCGUGUUGCAGUGCUUCUUUUUGUAAUUCUAGAGAGACAAAGAGAGAGGUGAUCUUUCAUGGCGAUUUAGUCGAUAAAGCUAACAAUUUCUUCAAAUUUGGGCUCUCUAUUAGCUGUACUCUUUUGUUUUGUUUCCUUUCUCUCUUCAACGCAUUCCCUCCAUAAAAAACCACUUCAAAGCAAAGGCUUCUGAUCCAUAAGUUACUGUCAAUUUCGUCGCCUGAAGAAGAAGAGAAGAUGAUGCAAAUGGACCGGAGACCGUUUUUGGAAGAGUAUGAAAAGCUUGUUGUUCGUAUGAACACUCCUCGGGUCAUGAUUGACAAUGCCGGUUGUGUGGACGCAACACGCAUCAUGAUUGACAGUGUCAGGAAAGACGGAAUUCUUCUCGAAGCAGUUCAAGUCCUCACAGAUCUAAACCUUUCCAUCAAAAAAGGUUACGUCUCCUCCGAUGGAAGAUGGAACAUGGAUGUCUUCCAUGUCACCAAUUUGGAUGGCAACAAAUUAACAGACGAAAGCAUCAUCAAUUGCAUUCAACAAUCUCUCGGAACCGUUAACAGAACAAAAUCAAAGUCGAUUGACGGAAUGACAGCCCUAGAACUCACAGGCACAGACAGAGUCGGCCUUCUAUCGGAAGUUUUUGCAGUUUUAUCAGAGCUCAACUGCGACAUCAUCGAAUCAAAAGUAUGGACACACAACGGCAGAAUUGCAGCGAUAAUCCAUCUAAAAGAUUGUGAUUCCGGUUCCCCAAUUGAAGAACCCCAAAAAAUAAACAGAAUCGAAGCUCGUUUGAAAAACGUCUUAAAAGGCGACAACGACAUACGAAGCGCAAAAACCUCAUUCUCAAUCGAAGUCACCCACACAGAAAGAAGACUCCACCAAAUGAUGUUCGCAGAUCGUGAUUACGAAAGAACUCCGAUCAUAAACACCAGCGGCCGUUAUUCUCCGUUAGUAUCCGUUCAAAACUGCUCAGAAAAAGAAUAUUCCGUUGUCAACAUUCAAGGCAAAGACCGACCCAAGCUUUUAUUCGACGUCGUUUGCACUUUAACAGACAUGCAAUACGUCGUCUUUCAUGCCACUAUCAACACCAGAGAAGACGACGCAUAUUUGGAAUUCUUCAUCAGACAUAUAGAUGGAAGCCCGAUAAGUUCUGAACCAGAAAAGCAACGUGUAAUUAUGUGCUUGAGAUCCGCCAUUGAAAGACGAGCUCCUGAAGGUGUACAGCUUGAGCUCUGCAAAACUGAUAAACCGGGCUUAUUGGCUGAAGUGAUGCGAACUUUUAGAGAAAAUGCGAUUAAUGUGACACAGUGUGAGAUAUCAACAACAAUGGGUGUGGCUCAUAAUAUAUUUUAUGUUACAGAUGGAAUUGGUAAUUCCGUGGAUUUGAAGGUGAUUGAUUUUGUUAGGGAAAGAAUUGGGUCGAGUUGCUUGAGAGUGAAGGAACUGCCAUUGAUGUUUAAAAAGAUUGAGAGGGAUGAAGGUGGUCUUGGAGGCGCUGUUUUGGUUUCACUUGGUAGUUUGUUGAGAAGGAAUUUAUAUAAUUUGGGGUUGAUGAAAUCGUAUUCUUGAAAGAAAAAGAAAAAAGGGGGUUGGAGUGAAAUGUUUUUGAAACAUGAGGGGGUGGUUUGAAUUUUUAUAGAAAAAGGAGGAGUGGAGUGAAUUGUUUAUGAAAAAGGAGGGGUUGUUUUGUAGAUAAAAGAUAUACGAGGGAUGUGGUUGUGGUAGUUAUUGGUAGGUUUGGUAGAUACAUAUACGGAUUAGGGUUUUGAAGGUUUGGAAUUUGGAUUGUCCACUCCCACCAUUUGUUAUUUGUUUUGGGAAGUGGAUUGGAUUAUUUAUGUACAUAAAUUCGUUACAUGCUUA
Lactuca virosa is the source of this 1886-nucleotide messenger RNA. The record is from the annotation of a GenBank genome assembly. Lineage: Eukaryota; Viridiplantae; Streptophyta; Magnoliopsida; Asterales; Asteraceae.